Doryrhamphus excisus (bluestripe pipefish) is the source of this 2770-nucleotide messenger RNA. RefSeq names its product ankyrin repeat and kinase domain containing 1 (gene ankk1). NCBI's taxonomy places the organism in Eukaryota, Metazoa, Chordata, Actinopteri, Syngnathiformes, Syngnathidae. The record is from RefSeq and is a predicted model, not a curated record. Gene Ontology annotation, biological process: protein phosphorylation. Gene Ontology annotation, molecular function: ATP binding; protein kinase activity; protein binding.
CACUCACACACUCAUUCCCCCGUGCUCACACCGAUCAAUGCAGCUAUGAAGAAGAACCCCGCUGAUGAUUGGGAUUAGACCGUGACUGUUAACGGUUUUUGUGUGAAGCGCAUGACGGCUCUCAUGGAUUCCCCCGAAACAUCCAAUGGACUACUUAAGCACUUCAAGAAGGAGGAUUUUGAGACGGACUGGAUUAAAGUGUCAGAAGGCAAAUUUGGUCAAGUGUACCAAGUCAAGGUGAAACUAUGGCGGGAGAAGUGUGCCCUUAAAGUUGUGGACACGCACACCUACAGCAGAAUAAUGGAAGAAGCAUCCGGCAUAGCGAAAGUGAAAUUCAAGUACAUAGUAUCUGUCUAUGGUCUGUGCACUGAAUCACCCGCUAUUGUAAUGGAGUACAUGAGUAAUGGAUCGCUGAACAAUCUCCUAAGUAGUCUCAAUCUGAUGUGGCCCAAGAAGUUCCAGAUGAUUCACGAGGCCUCCAUGGGCAUGAAUUUCCUCCACAGCCUGCAACCCCCACUACUUCAUCUGAACCUGAAGACAGCCAACAUCCUACUGGAUGAUCAUCUCCAUGUCAAGAUUUCAGACUUUGGUUUAAUCCACUGGGAAGAAGGAGCGGACAAAAGGCCAUUCAUAGAGCACCUAAUAGCGAGAGGGAAUAUCAACUAUAUUCCUCCUGAGGCCUUCAGUCAGAACUGCAGUCCUCCAGGACCUUCCUACGAUGUUUACAGCUUUGGGAUUGUAAUCUGGGAGAUUCUGACACAACAGAAACCUUACACGGGGAACAGUAUGACCACCGUACUCUUACAUGUAUCACACGGCAGGAGACCCCGUGUGGAGAUCCUGCCUGAACACAGGCCACGGGAGUGUGAUCAGAUGAUGGGCAUCAUGCAGCAGUGCUGGGAUCAGGAGCACCACAAGAGGCCGCAGUUCUCGGAAACUGUGAGGAAAACAGAAGCCCUGAGCGAAAUCUUGAAGAUCCCUGAAUCGAUGCAAAGUCAGAACAACAUUGUAAAUGGACACCGAUUGGAACACCAAUGUCCAGCUUUCACCGUUUAUGAAAUGUCUUCGCCUCAGAUGUUGGACCUUCUUCCAGACAAACAUUCCAGCAAGGAUGGCGUGCUCUCUCUCCUCCUACAGAAGGACUUUGGUAGUUUCAGGUCAUCGGUAAGGCGAGAGCAUGUGUGCACGCAGUUUACAGGCAGCAAGAGUCUGCUACACUACACGGUGGCCAGUGGAGAUAAAACGAGCGUGGAGCACGUCCUAGGUCUGGGGGCUGACGUCAACUGUUCCAUGGCGAGAGGCUACACGCCGCUGAUCGUCGCAGUCCUCAACAGACUUAACGACAUUGUCUCCUUAUUGCUGGACCAUGGCGCCGACCCCGACCAGGGAGACGAGGACCACUGGACCGCUAUUCAUUUUGCGGCGCAGAAUGGCGAUGACAGGACCGUACGCAUCCUACUGGACAAAGGGGCCGUGGCGGAUGCCCGUGAAAAGUCAGGAUGGAUGCCCCUCCACCUUGCAUGCCAGAAUGGCCAUGAGUCUGUCGUCCGCCUGCUUCUGACACGGCUGUCCGUCAAGGCAAUCGGGGAAAGGGAGGAUGUGCAGGAGAGGACGGCACUCCACUUGGCCGCCGCUUACGGACACGUGAAUAUCGCCAAGCUGCUCCUGUCCCAGGGAGCCGAUCCCAACGUCACCGACGCCUCCCUCUCCACUCCUCUCCACUUGUCAGCCAACGCGGGGCAUAACAGGAUAGUGCGGCAGUUGAUGAAGGACGGGGCUGAGGUUGAGCGAGUGGACAGACGAGGCUACGUCCCGCUUCACCUAGCGGCGCUGAAGGGCCACACCGGCAUAUGCAGGCAACUGCUCUCUAACAAGGCCAGCCCAGAUGCCAAAACGCACCAGGGCUGGACCCCCAUGCACCUGGCCGCCAUUAAGAGACACGAAACCACCGUGAUGGAGCUGAAAAGCCUGGGCGCCAGCGUCAACGUUCCAGGUGAAAACGGAUGGACGGCGCUCCACCUCGCCUGCCAUCAGAACGAGCCCCAACUGGUGGCCAAGCUCCUGGCGGCCCAUUCCGACCCCAACGUGGUGGAGGACAGCGAGCAGUGGACGCCAUUACACAUGGCCUGUGCCAGUCUCAGCUUCCCAAGCGUCCUCCACUUGAUUUCCUACCAGGCUGAUGUGAAUGCUGUCAGCGCAGCAAAGGCAACACCUUUGCACCUGGCGGCCCAGCAGGGCAACGUACCCAUCAUGAAGGCCCUGCUGCUCAACGGUGCUGAUGCAACCAUGCAAGACUGCUCUGGAUCGGCACCUGUGGAUGUCGCCAAGAGGCAUGGGAAAUGUGAAGUGGCGCAACUGCUAGAGAGACAAUUUGAAGCCUUUUGCUAAAUAACACUACACCGUUUCAGGCCCCAUACAGUAUGUUGAUGAAGGCCACCCUUCGGACGAACGAGGGGAAGAUUAUGACUAACGAAAGCAAAUUCCUCAGGUAAAACGACUGUUGCUAAUUAUUUUCUUUAGAAAUCGUCUUCCAGCAGAGGAUGAUUCCAUCGCUGUAAAAAACGUUAAAAUUGUGUCCUGCAUGAUCAUUCUUUCUGUCACCACAAAGUAUGCACUGCUAUUUAAGUCUUCCAGCUAACUGAAUAAGACACUUUUUGGAACUCUUUUAUACAAUGUAACUCAUUUUUCUUUCUUUAAAAAAAUAUAUUUAUAUUUUUAUAUACAUUUUGCAAAAGUUGUUUUACAUUAAAUUAUUUAAUUCCAAUUUCAA